Messenger RNA from Hyaena hyaena (striped hyena), 951 nucleotides. RefSeq names its product olfactory receptor 56-like. Gene Ontology annotation, cellular component: membrane. Gene Ontology annotation, biological process: G protein-coupled receptor signaling pathway. Lineage: Eukaryota; Metazoa; Chordata; Mammalia; Carnivora; Hyaenidae. The transcript has a single exon. The record is from RefSeq and is a predicted model, not a curated record. Gene Ontology annotation, molecular function: olfactory receptor activity; G protein-coupled receptor activity. The coding region runs from base 1 to 951 and encodes 316 amino acids.
AUGGCCUGGGAGGCAAACCAGACUCUCAUCUCCCACUUCAUUCUCCUGGGCCUUUUCACCCACUUGCCACUGCACUUCUUCCUCUUUUCCAUCAUCAUGGUCAUGUUCUUGGUGGCCCUCUCUGGCAAUGGGCUCAUGAUCCUCCUCACCAAUGUUGACUCUCGCCUACACAGCCCCAUGUACUUCUUCCUCAGCUGGCUGUCACUCAUGGACCUCAUGCUCAUCUCCACCAUUGUGCCACGGAUGGCCACUGACUUUCUUCUGGGCCGUGGCACCAUCUCCUUCACAGGCUGUGGACUCCAGAUCCUCUUCUUCCUCACCCUCCUGGGGGAUGAGUGCUUCCUAUUGGCUUUCAUGGCCUAUGAUCGCUAUGUGGCCAUCAGCAACCCACUGAGGUACUCAGUGGUCAUGAGCCGUCGUGUCUGCUGGCUCAUGGUGGCAGGGUCCUGGCUCUUUGGCCUGGUGGAUGGACUGAUCCAGGCCAUCUUCACCCUGCGCUUCCCCUACUGUGGUUCCCAAGAGAUUGACCAUUUCUUCUGCGAGGUUCCUGCCAUACUGAAGCUGGCCUGUGCUGACACUUCCCUCUAUGAGACCAUGAUCUAUGUCUGUUGCAUCCUAAUGCUGCUCCUGCCCUUCUCUGUCAUUUCUGCUUCCUACCUGCGUAUCCUGGUGACUGUGCUCCAUAUGCGUUCUGCUGAAGGUCGGCAGAAGGCCUUUGCUACCUGCUCCUCUCAUAUGGCAGUGGUCUCCCUCUUCUACGGGGCAGCCAUGAUCACCUACAUGCGACCCCAGGCCUACCACUCCUCCAAGCAGGACAAAGUGGUCUCGGCCUUCUACACCUUGAUCACCCCUAUGCUCAAUCCACUAAUCUACAGCCUGAGGAACAAAGAAGUGACUGGGGCUCUCAGGAAACUCCUGGUGAGGUUUCACUGUCGUGGGGAGCAGGGCUAG